Molecule: messenger RNA, 417 nt
Organism: Oikopleura dioica
Lineage: Eukaryota; Metazoa; Chordata; Appendicularia; Copelata; Oikopleuridae
Source: the annotation of a GenBank genome assembly
AUGAAAAAGGCAGCGAUUAUUUGCUUAUCUGCAGUUUCUGCGACCCUGACAGACUGGAGUGCGUGGGCCGAGUGUUCCUCCACCUGUGGUCUAGGAACAACGAAGCGAACUCGUGAGUGCACUGGAAACGAAAAGAUUUGCGCCAUUCAAAAACUCGAGGAGUUGAAAAUUUGCGACAAGGGAGCUUGUUGUCUCGACUGGUCGGAGUGGUCGAGUUGCUGCUUGAAUAAUGCCGAAGAUAGGAUUUUACGAACUCGGGCGAGAAAGGGCAAAUGCGAGAGUACAUUUGAGGCGCAACCUUGUCUUCAGGAACCUUUGAACGGCAUCCGAACCGACCUCAAAGAAGACUUCGAAAUCUGCGCCGAAUCCGACCCAACUCCAGUUCACUUCAAAAAGUCCGACUUUGAAAAGCUGUAA